Rubroshorea leprosula is the source of this 1813-nucleotide messenger RNA. The record is from the annotation of a GenBank genome assembly. NCBI's taxonomy places the organism in Eukaryota, Viridiplantae, Streptophyta, Magnoliopsida, Malvales, Dipterocarpaceae.
UUUAUUUCUCGGUUCUGCAACUUUUGUUCCUCUAUUUUCUUGUAGAAACUGCAAAGUUAGAUGAUUUGGUGGCAAUUAGCAAGCUACUUUUAUAUAUCUAAAACUCUACGAGGGUAGAAGUUGAAGCUAUGAUGUUGCCAAUUAAAAUAAAUUUGUUUAAACAAUAUUCUGGCCUUUUUUUUCUUUUUCCUUUUUUGGGAUUUUUACUUUAAUCUUGGGUUUGAGAACCAGCCUUUGUUUCAAUUUUCCUCCUUCGUUGUGUUUCUUUGAGAUAUAUGUAUCUCUCGAUCUCGAUCGCCGCGACAAUCUUCUCGACCAUCCAUCGGCACCUUUGGUAACUUUGCCUUUAUGGAUUUCAUCCUCACUUGGGUUAAACAUUUGACUGCUAUUGGCAUUUCUAACCUUUUAGUUGGUGCCAUGGACGCCAAACUUGUGACUGCCUUGUAUUGGAAAGGAAUUCAAGUUCUUGAUAUGUGCAGCCACUUGAGCACAGCCGAUGUUGGCUGGGGAUACCCUACAUUUCAUAAAUGGGUAGAGAAAAAGCUAUUCUCAUAGAUUCUCUCCUUCCGUAUGGCUAUGAGAUCCUGAUGUGUGAUACAGACAUGGUGUGGUUGAAGAACCCACUUCCAUAUCUUGCUCAAUGCCCUGAUGCAGAUGUCCUAACUUCAAGUGAUCAAGUUUCGCCAACUGUCACAGAUGACAGAUUGUGUAUCUGGCAACAAGCAAAAGAAUGGAAAGAUAUGCUUUUAGCUGAUGACAAGAUGUGGGAUCAGAAUGGAUUUAAACUUGUACGGAGGCAGUUAGGACUAUCUGUGGAUGGGGACAGUGCACUUGCAUAUGCUUUUGAUGGAAAUCUCAAACUGGGAAUUUUGCCAGCAAGUAUAUUUUGUAGGGGACAUAACUUUUUUGUCCAGGUAGGAUCCACAUGUUAGUUAGUUUGGGUUUGGGCAUUUCUCAUCAUGUUUUUUGUCAUGGAUGGAUGUGUGAUAUCUCGUUUCUUAUUUUACUUAGCAUGUUUAUGCAUAUAAACUUUAAACAUCUAGAUUUACCUAGCUAUUAAUAACAGCGGUGUAUAAAAUCAAGUAUGUCCUGAGCCUGAUUCUAUUGGUAGGGCCAUGCCUCACCAACUGAUGAUGGAACCAUAUGCUGUGCAUGCUACUUUCCAGUAUGCAGGUACAGAAGGAAAGCAUCACAGACUGAGAGAAGGAAUGUUUUUUUAUGACACGCAUGAAUAUUAUGAUGCACCAGUCACUGUUUUAUUAUUCUUUCAAACAUUCCUUAUGUGAAAUGUGCUUUUCUCUGGGAACUAUCAAUUUCCUUUGGAAGCCUUCAGGAGAUUUCCUUUUUAUGCAAAGGAAUUAAAACUCAAUUACAUGUUAUGUGUAGAACUUCAUCUUUCUUUUUUUUGAACAUUCUAAGCAACAAAACUCAUGCCAAACUGAAUUUAGAACUUAGAGUUGGUAAACCUUUUAUGGAAAACCGGCAGGAGGUUUCUUGUCAUUUAAACCUUCCAUUCUAAAGAGCUUAUUACUGGAUGGGGUGCAUAUAAUCAUGAAUCACACUUCUCCCUUGUUAAUUAUCGAAUAUGUAAUAUUAACCUUGUGGUUUUAGUUCACCCUCUUGAUUUAUAUUCUCUGUGUUGAUCCUCAUAACAUAAAAUUUUCAUGAUCCUGUUCAGAUAAAAACAAAUAAGGUCAGCACAUGCUGUUGCAUAUUGUUGAACCGCACACUGGUAAGAAAACUUCAGUUGCUUGACAUGGUUGACAUAACAGUUUGUGUUCUUGAAGUUUAAGAAUAAAUUUCUUGAAAAUAG